Lontra canadensis (Northern American river otter) is the source of this 2776-nucleotide messenger RNA. RefSeq names its product NADPH oxidase 4 (gene NOX4). Gene Ontology annotation, cellular component: NADPH oxidase complex; plasma membrane. NCBI's taxonomy places the organism in Eukaryota, Metazoa, Chordata, Mammalia, Carnivora, Mustelidae. The record is from RefSeq and is a predicted model, not a curated record. The transcript is spliced from 18 exons. Gene Ontology annotation, biological process: defense response; superoxide anion generation. Gene Ontology annotation, molecular function: superoxide-generating NAD(P)H oxidase activity. The coding region runs from base 217 to 1953 and encodes 578 amino acids.
GCGGGCCGCAGCCGCGGCGCCCGGAAGACCCGGCUCCGGGACGCAGACCCCGCCCGGGCUGGCUCGGCGCCGGGCUCCGGGCUUCCACUCAGUCUUUGACCCUCGGUCCCCGCCCGCUCCCCCCUCGCAGGCCGCACCACUGUAACCGCUGCCCCUGCCGCCGCCGCUCCUUCUCGGGCCGGCCGGCGGAGAGCGCAGCGCGGCGGGGCCGGCGGCAUGGCUGUGUCUUGGAGGAACUGGCUGGCCAACGAAGGGGUUAAACACCUCUGCCUGUUUAUCUGGCUCUCCCUGAAUGUCUUGCUUUUCUGGAAAACCUUCCUGCUGUAUAACCAAGGACCAGAGUAUCACUACCUCCACCAGAUGUUAGGGCUAGGAUUGUGUCUAAGCAGAGCCUCCGCAUCUGUUCUUAACCUCAACUGCAGCCUUAUCCUUUUACCUGUGUGUCGGACGCUCCUGGCUUACCUUCGAGGAUCCCAGAAGGUUCCAAGCAGGAGAACCAGAAGAUUGUUGGAUAAAAGCCGAACAUUCCAUAUAACCUGUGGUGUGACUAUCUGUAUUUUUUCAGGUGUGCACGUGGCUGCCCAUCUGGUAAACACCCUCAACUUCUCAGUGAACUUCAGCGAGGAUUUUGCUGAACUGAACGCAGCGAGAUACCGAGAUGAGGAUCCUAGAAAACUUCUCUUCACAACUGUUCCUGGGCUGACAGGGGUCGGCAUGGUGUUGGUGCUCUUCCUAAUGAUUACAGCUUCUACAUAUGCAAUACGAGUUUCCAACUAUGACAUCUUCUGGUAUACUCAUAAUCUCUUCUUUGUCUUCUACAUGCUGCUGAUGUUACAUGUUUCAGGAGGGUUGCUGAAGUAUCAAGCUAAUUUAGAUACCCACCCUCCUGGCUGCAUCAAUCUUAAUGGAACCCGGUACCAGAAUGUUCACUUACCAGACCACAGCUUGGAACAUUUUCAUGAAUCUUUCUCUGGAGGACUUUCAAAACCAGAUGAACUUACCAAAAACAGAUCUGUGAACAUUUGUAUGGAAGAGCCCAGAUUUCAAGCUAAUUUUCCACAGACUUGGCUUUGGAUUUCUGGACCCCUGUGCCUAUAUUGUGCUGAAAGACUUUACAGGUGUAUCCGGAGCAAUAAACCAGUUACCAUCAUCUCGGUCAUAAGUCAUCCCUCAGAUGUCAUGGAAAUCCGAAUGAUCAAAGAAAACUUUAAAGCAAGACCUGGCCAGUAUAUUAUUCUACAUUGUCCCAGUGUGUCUGCAUUAGAAAACCAUCCAUUUACCCUCACAAUGUGUCCUACUGAAACCAAAGCAACAUUUGGGGUCCACCUUAAAAUAGUAGGAGACUGGACAGAACGGUUUCGAGAUUUACUACUUCCGCCACCUAAUCAAGACUCCGAGAUUCUGCCCUUCAUUCAAUCUAGAAAGUAUCCCAAGCUAUACAUUGACGGUCCAUUUGGAAGUCCAUUUGAGGAAUCAUUGAACUACGAGGUUAGCUUCUGUGUGGCAGGAGGCAUCGGAGUAACUCCAUUUGCAUCAAUACUCAACACCCUGCUGGAUGACUGGAAACCAUACAAGCUUAGAAGACUGUAUUUUAUUUGGGUGUGCAGAGACAUCCAGUCCUUCCGUUGGUUUGCAGACUUACUUUGUGUGUUACAUAACAAGUUUUGGCAAGAGAACAGACCCGACUAUGUCAACAUCCAGUUGUACCUCAGUCAAACAGAUGGGAUACAGAAAAUAAUUGGAGAAAAAUAUCAAGCACUGAAUUCAAGACUUUUUAUUGGACGUCCUCGGUGGAAACUUCUGUUUGAUGAAAUAGCAAAAUGUAACAGAGGGAAAACGGUUGGUGUUUUCUGCUGCGGACCCAAUUCAAUUUCUAAGACUCUUCAUAAACUGAGUAACCAAAACAACCCAUAUGGGACAAGAUUUGAAUACAAUAAAGAAUCUUUCAGCUGAAAGCCUUUGAGAGGAGCCAGGACUCUGAACAAGGAAUGAGUGCAAUUUCUAAGACUUUGAAGCUCAGCUGGAUCAAGUAGCUGUACCAUGCCAAAGAGUAGCAAGGUUUUCUUAUUUAUGAUUAUUUAAAAUGGAAAAGCAGAGGAUGUGGCAAGAUGACAGGUCACAUUACAUGUUUAAUCGGGAAACCAAAGAGGCCCUGAAGAAUAGUUGCUAUGAUGAUUGACUUUCCAGUGCUCAAAUGAAAAGAAAACUAUUAGAUGCACACUGUUGAUUUUUAUGGCAGAUUCAAGAACUCCCUAGGGAGGCACCGCACUUGCUCACUGUGAGGCUGAUAGCCUUGGUCUUCUUUAAAUUGUUUUUGGUUGAACACAUGCAAGAUUGAAUGAAAUUAAAAAUGCAUUGAAACUCAGAUUACAUUUUCUACGUGAGUAUAAACAGAGUAGCUUUGAUUGAGGAAAGCUCCAGGCAAAUAUAGUAGAUGUUUGAAGAUAUAGCACAGGACUCUGUAUUAAUACGGGUACUUUGUGUCUCCUCUUCCUCACUACUGAUGCUAAUACCUCUAUUUGAUGUCUGUGGCCUUAAUGCCGAAUGAACUUUGGUAGAUGUUGCUAGAGUAUCUAUUUUUAUGUUUUUCUUUCUUCUUUUUUCCUUUGUCUACGGAAAUCUGCCCUCCUUUGCAUACAUUAGACACAAUGAUUUAAUAGGUCUUUUUCAUCUGCAAUUUACUUAAUCUAUUACUGUUGCAUAGUAAUGAGGAAAAUAUCACUACUGUAAAUCAUAAUGGAAUAUAUAGACUAAUAACUCUUCCCAUUGUUCAGCA